AUAUUCAUCAAGAUUCCCACAUCUACAAUCCCUUCUCGUUAGUCUCAAAAAGAAAGCUGUCAACUCGCAUGAACUUCCCACCACACGUGUCAUCCCCUUCCCACACGCGUCACUCCUCCCCUCCCUCUUAAAACCCUAACCCCGCUCUCACCUUCUCAACCAAAAAUCUCCAAACCCUAACCCUAAUGGCUGAUCAAAAGUCCGAUCUCCGCCACACCGGCGAGGAAAUCAAGCACUACUUACGCGACAAAAGCCCGCCGGCUUCCAAAGCCGUGGCCGCCGUUAUGCUCUUCCCCGUCGGCGGCUUCCUUCUCGCCAUAUCCGCUCUAACCCUAGUCACCACGGUAGUAGGGCUGGCGGUCACCACACCGCUUUUUUUCCUAUUCAGCCCAGUUCUCGUCCCCGCCGCGGUAGUCAUUGCGCUCGCCGUGGUAGGCUUUCUCGCCUCCGGCGCCUUCGGGCUGACGGCGGUGACGUCGCUGUCGUGGAUCGUGAACUAUUUGAGAAGUCGCAGCGGGCAGGUCGGGAGCUCGGUGCACGAGCAGGUGGAGUACGUGAAGAGGAGGGUAGGGGAGGCGGCCGGGCAGGUCGGGCAGGUCGGGCAGAAGAGUAAGGAGGUGGGCCAUAGCGCUCAGAGCAAGUAAAAAAGUACAUGCAGUACGGUUAUAGUACUUUGUGUACUUGGAAGAAUAUUUAGUACUUGUAUGCUUUAUUUUGUUUUUUGUAAUUUUUUUUUAAUGUUGGUGUUUGUUAUUGGAGAAAUUAUUUUGUGCGGAAUCAGAAUGCAUUCUCAGACGAAUCUGGAUGCGCCACGUUACCGAAUGUAUUGGGCCCCGGUGAUGUGGCAUGCCCAGAUUCGCCUUCGAACACGUUCGGAUUGCGCACACAAUAAUUUCUCUUGUUAUUAUGGUUUAGAAGUGGUGAGCUUAUGCUUUUGCAUGCUAUGUGUCAAUGUACUUUUUUUUUUUUUGAGGUAUUUCAUUAUUAUUGUGGCUUAGAAGUGG
Molecule: messenger RNA, 1004 nt
Organism: Dendrobium catenatum
Lineage: Eukaryota; Viridiplantae; Streptophyta; Magnoliopsida; Asparagales; Orchidaceae
Product: oleosin S2-2-like
Exons: 1
Coding region: 186-644 (152 amino acids)
Biological process (GO): lipid storage; seed oilbody biogenesis; response to freezing
Cellular component (GO): membrane; monolayer-surrounded lipid storage body
Source: RefSeq, a predicted model, not a curated record